This is a messenger RNA of Anguilla rostrata (American eel), 1366 nucleotides long. RefSeq names its product regulator of cell cycle RGCC-like. NCBI's taxonomy places the organism in Eukaryota, Metazoa, Chordata, Actinopteri, Anguilliformes, Anguillidae. The record is from RefSeq and is a predicted model, not a curated record. The transcript has 5 exons. The coding region runs from base 148 to 540 and encodes 130 amino acids. Gene Ontology annotation, biological process: regulation of cell cycle.
CGAAAAACAGUAGCUAGUUGUCAGACAAGACAAGUAACACGGGGCCUCUCUGGUGUAAAUCCGACAACUCCGUUGGAAAAUACUUUUUUCAAGUAAUCGCUUUUAUCUCGUGUACAGAGGACAAGAUAUAGACUUCAAGCAUCCACAAUGAAAUCUCCAAAAAUGAAAUCUCAGAACAAAUCGCAAUUUCUUGAAGAUGACGACGGUCUUCAUGCUGUGUUAUGCGAGUUCGACGCAGUCAUUGAGGACUUCACGUCCCCCAUGGAAAAGAGACAUUUCAGAUACGACGAACACUUAAAAACUGUGAAAAGGCGGAGUAGCGCCAGCGUCAGCGACAGCGGCAUCAGCGAUUCAGAAAGUGCAGAGUCCCUCAACAGAAACAGUUUCAGCUUCAGCGAUGAGAAGCUGAACUCCCCCACCCCAGUGUUCUCUCCUACGCCUACCUAUCUGACCGCUUCAUCAACUAGAGCUAAGCUUGGUGACACUAAAGAACUGGAGGACUUUAUUGCUGACCUCGACAAGACAUUAGCAACCAUGUGACCUGGAGCCAGGGCUGGGAGAUACCCACUCCAGGAAGACUGAGCAGGGCCAAACCUUGUGGUUCAGCGAGAAUAGCGCAAAGCCGAGAUGUGGUAUAAUGUUCAACAGACUGACCGUUUCCCCCACUGCCCUGCGUGGUGCUUCUUAAUGGGGAAACAUGUGCUGUAAUAUUAUUUAAAUGGCUUAUUAUAUUUGUAAAUUUGUAGAGUUGUUUAUUGUAAAUUUUAUCCAUACUGCUUUUUUUUGUGAAAUAUAUUUUUGUAUUUGAUGUAAAUAUGGAUUCAGAUUUUAUUGCUUCUGUAUAAAUAGCUUAAAAUAGCUUAAAUUGUGUGUUGUUUUUUGUGUUUGUAUUACUGUGAACCCUAAUUUACAACUGGAAAGCAAAAGAUAAUGAUAUACAUCAUAUUUAAUGCUUAAAAUAUUCAAUAAAAUUGGAUUUAAGAAAACAGUAACGAAACCAGUCUACCAGUCAUUCAAUUAUAACUGGAAAGUUCAGUGCCUUUUCCCUCUGCCGUCUGCCCCCUUAAAAUAUAUAUAUUUUUUUAAAAACUCAAGUCUCUUAAUGGGAAACCUAAAGCCUAAAAUCUAUUCUUUACAAUCUGUUGACUGUAAAUUGUUCUUUCCACUCACAAUACAAUUAAAACAAUCAAUUGCAGUUGAAACUUAGCAGAAAUCAGGAUAUCUGUCUUGUGAAUUAUGCAUGAACUCACAUCAGCAAAUGACCACUGUCAUAUAUUUACAAAUGAUUGUGGUGUUAUCUGUAGGUCUAUAGAGUAAUUUUGACUCUUUUGCUUCAAUGAUGAAUAAAUUGUUCACUGAAAAGAAA